This is a messenger RNA of Branchiostoma floridae (Florida lancelet), 821 nucleotides long. RefSeq lists its product as uncharacterized. The record is from RefSeq and is a predicted model, not a curated record. The coding region runs from base 109 to 648 and encodes 179 amino acids. The transcript has 6 exons. NCBI's taxonomy places the organism in Eukaryota, Metazoa, Chordata, Leptocardii, Amphioxiformes, Branchiostomatidae.
CAGCCUAAAACGUCAUAACGGAUGCGAUAAUCUCACAAGAUACGUAUGUUCAGAUAUCAGCCAGGUUAUUCUAUAGUCACGGUUUGUCCGAACUAACGGUUUCUGACGAUGAAGGCUCUGCUUGUCCUGUCCCUGGCGGUGUGCGCCUGGGGGGCUACACUGAGGCCAAGAUGGUCUGUCACAACAACCAGGACGACAAAGAUAACAACGACAACACUCAGACCGGGCUGCUAUCAUGACGGAACCAUGUAUGAACAUGGUUCAUACUUCAGCAUCCCAGGAGGUCAGUGCCACUGUUCCGAUGGGCAGGCGCACUGCGACCUACUACCCGGUUGCAUGGGAGUUUUCGGCUUCGUCCCGGUCGGUGGCGUCGUCUCGUCGGGAAUAGACCACUGUGGCUGCGGGUUCGCUUACCAAUGUGUAUUAGACGGACCUCCGGUGUUUUCAAUGCAGCAGGGAUGUUCUUCCUGUUCUUAUGACGGAAACGUGUAUGAAGAAGAUUCACACUUCACGGACAGCAUGGGGCAUCAGUGUCACUGUUCCUGCGGACAGGCAACCUGCACCAGUUUGGACUACGACUACACCGAGGCCAACAAUGCCACAAACGACAACAACCAGGCCGACCCUGACAACAUCCAGACCCGGUGACGACCCCAUCUCCGGAUGAAGAAGCAGAGAAGAGAUGUCUCCUCACGGAGCCUCCGUGUUACUGAGCUGCACAACUGUUCAUCCAUGUCGGCCGGAAAUAUGCCUCUCUGAUGUGUAGAGGCAAAGCCAUACAAUAAAACAACAUUUCGGAGACCUCAUGCCCCCGUGAGAUA